Patella vulgata (common limpet) is the source of this 519-nucleotide messenger RNA. Its product is annotated as NXPE family member 3-like. The annotation marks the transcript as partial. Lineage: Eukaryota; Metazoa; Mollusca; Gastropoda; Patellidae. The transcript has 2 exons. The record is from RefSeq and is a predicted model, not a curated record.
AUGAUACCCAAUGAAGGUGUUUAUGAAGUUGGUGAGGAUAUAUUGAUAAAACUUGAGCUUUAUAAUGGAUAUGGUGACAAGGUUAAACGUGGUGGGGAUGAUGUUCGAGUAAGGAUGGUUGAAAUAAAUAAACAGCUGACAAUAGCUGGCCGUGUAAAGGAUUAUAAUAAUGGUACUUAUAUUAUAACUAUUCCUACUUUAUGGAAUGGAACAAACAAUGUUAUUAUAUACAUGCCAUAUUUUCGAGAAGAGCGCGUUACAUUUCUAACAUGGACACGACAGUUCAAUGCGCUAUCACCAACAGGUUAUGCUUCAAAGGGAAAAUAUUUCCCUAUGUACUGUCAAAUUAACAAAACCGAUGAGGAUAUUAAAACAUGUUUGAUAAAUACAACUGUAAUAUUUACUGGAGAUUCUACUACAAGGCAUUGGUUUAUUGGGUUACGGAAAUUUAUAGAAUGUAAGCAAACUGUAGGCACAUCGAAUUUUAAAAAGUGGACUCGGGUUGCAGAAUGCGAAAAC